Molecule: messenger RNA, 1803 nt
Organism: Engraulis encrasicolus (European anchovy)
Lineage: Eukaryota; Metazoa; Chordata; Actinopteri; Clupeiformes; Engraulidae
Exons: 11
Coding region: 116-1534 (472 amino acids)
Source: RefSeq, a predicted model, not a curated record
AUGGCGGCCGUAACAAUCUUCCACCGGUCUGUCGGUUGUUUUUUGUGAGAAAAUACAACAGUGCAACUUUUUCCAUGCCUUUUGUAAUCUGCUGUUGUAUUUUGUCAACUGGAAGAUGACAGCCUUCACAGUCAAUAUGCGUUCUCGCCCAUUGUUUUCAUUGUUAGCCCUACAACUGUGCACUGCAGUCACAUCAUGGGAAUAUUCUGAUAUGUUCAGAUGCCCUGGGCAAUCUUUCAGAAUUCCAAGGACUGAAGUUGUCCCUAAUUUAUUUUUCCAGUCAAGCAAAAGUGGAAGCCUUAAUGUUCAAAUUGCAAAUGCGACUCAUGUCUUUGACCCCUCUUAUCAGAACAGUCCUUCUGAGGUAUUAAUUCCUGAGGUCAAGAAACGACACGAGGGCCGUUAUUACUGGAAGAACCCAGACUUGGGACUUGUAUACCGAUCUACCAAACUUAUACUUAAAGACUGCUCGUAUGUACAGGACGUGGAUUACGGAGUGAUGCUCGAGUUGGCAGUGCCCAAAGAAGCCGGCAUUUUGCAGUUCAUUCCAUCCGGCUCUAAGGACCACAGGAUCCUGUGGAGUCGCAUCAAUGCGGAAGACAAGAGGGGAGCGAGGGGAACCGUAUCGCGAGAUCACUGGACUGCUUACAAAAUCCGUUUUGCUGACGCAGGACGCUACACUUUUCUCAGAGACAGUGGGACUGAAAUCUCCAGCACUACUGCAAGAAUUAGAGAGGGGAGCAGGUGGCAUGAUGUGGAUACCCAUGACUCAUGGGAAGACAGGGUUGCGGUUCCUGUGUCUGAGGCAGUGGUCACUUUUACCGAUGUCCAGAACAAGCAGCAUGUGAUCUUCGAGAACGGCAUGAUGACCGAAGACGCGUUGAGGAUCUUCAAGGGUCGACUAUUCAUAAACACUCAUCUUGACGUGCUGCAGUUCGAGAUGUCAGGUGCAGACUCUAAAGCUGUCGGACGGUAUGUGGUCACCGAGAAGAAAGGCAGAGCUUUUGUGAUCGAUGUCGCUGGAGGCUCUGGAGGACCAACCAUUCCAGACAGGGCUGUGCCUAUAGCCUUGGCUGCCAGUAUCCUCACACUGUUCAUCAUCGGUUGCUGUGUGAGGAGAUGCUCUAAUAAAAAGAAGGAAGCCCCCUCUCCUGCCGUCGCAUCUGCUGCCACCCCUUCCGCACCGGCCGCUACCCCUUCCGCUCCUUCUGACCCGCCGGUCUAUAUCCAUGGUCCUGUCCCAAGGCCUGAACCAGCCUACCAGCCAGGGGCUCAGAGUCGAGUGGAAGACAUCCGAGACUCUCCAACAACACACAGCUACGACAGCCCUCCACCUUCUUAUGAUGAGUUGAUGGCCAACGGACCUGCGCCCUACGUUCCUUAUGUUCCCUACGUUCCGCCUGAGGGUCCAACCGGAGCAUAUGGUGUGCCUGUUAUUCCCACCCCUGCUGAACCCAGCGCCCCUUCACCCCCAGACUACCAGUACCAACCUGGUGGAUUGUCUGGAACCACAAGUGACUUUCUCUCUGGUUGAAUCUCCUCUCCACACUGAUACAAGUGACACCACUGUCUAAUACUCAGCCAAGCUCAACUUCUAAAGCAGAAAGAGGGAUCUUUCCAUCAUCCUAACUCUAGUCCUCCCUUGUGCGUGGGCCCUUGUGAUAACGUCACAAGAUGUCAUGGACAAUAGAAGAAGUUUAAUCCAAUAGCUCUCAAAAGCGCAAUUCAAAGGUUAUUUCCUCUGUUACAAUUGGGAUGUUGAAAAGGGUAAAGUCCCCCCAAAAGUUGUUAAGGCUAGUCUGA